Molecule: messenger RNA, 1426 nt
Organism: Medicago truncatula (barrel medic)
Lineage: Eukaryota; Viridiplantae; Streptophyta; Magnoliopsida; Fabales; Fabaceae
Product: alcohol dehydrogenase-like 6
Exons: 10
Coding region: 122-1255 (377 amino acids)
Biological process (GO): formaldehyde catabolic process
Cellular component (GO): cytosol
Molecular function (GO): zinc ion binding; alcohol dehydrogenase (NAD+) activity; S-(hydroxymethyl)glutathione dehydrogenase [NAD(P)+] activity
Source: RefSeq, a predicted model, not a curated record
CUGCUAGAUGGAGGAACCUACCACCACCACCACUACCUACCAACAACAACAACAAUUUAAGUUCCUCUUGACUUUAACUGCAUUUUACUUCUUUUUUUCUUCUUAGACAAAAACAGCCAUCAUGGCAUCAUCAUCAACCCCUCAAGUCAUAACCUGCAAAGCUGCAGUAGCAUGGGGAGCUGGAGAGGCAUUGGUGAUGGAGGAAGUGGAAGUCAGUCCUCCUCAACCAUUGGAGAUUAGGAUUAAGGUUGUUUCCACCUCUCUCUGUCGUAGUGAUCUUUCUGCUUGGGAAACUCAUGCCAUAUUUCCUCGCAUAUUUGGCCAUGAAGCAUCUGGGAUUGUUGAGAGUGUAGGGCUAGGAGUGACUGAAUUCAAAGAAGGCGACCAAGUGUUAACAGUUUUCAUUGGAGAAUGCAUGUCAUGCAAGCUGUGCAAAUCAGGAAAAACUAAUAUUUGUCAAGUUUUGGGAUUGGAAAGAAAGGGUUUAAUGCAUAGUGAUCAAAAGACAAGAUUUACAGUAAAAGGGAAGCCUGUUUAUCAUUAUUGCGGUGUUUCAAGUUUUAGUGAAUACACAGUUGUCCAUUCUGGAUGUGCAGUGAAAGUCAGUCCUCAUGUACCUCUUGAGAAAAUAUGCAUUCUUAGCUGUGGGGUUUCUGCAGGUCUAGGUGCAGCAUGGAAUGUUGCCGAUGUGUCAAAAGGAUCAACAGUGGUUAUAUUUGGUCUUGGAACUGUUGGCCUUUCUGUUGCACAAGGGGCAAAACUAAGGGGUGCAUCUAGAAUAAUUGGUGUUGACAACAAUCCACAGAAGUGUGAAAAUGCUAAAUCUUUUGGGAUUACAGAAGUUGUUGAUCCGAGUUUGUACAAAGAACCUAUCGCGCAGGUUAUUAAGCGCAUUACUGACGGCGGAGCAGAUUUCUGUUUUGAAUGUGCUGGUGACACUGAUAUGAUAACCACUGCCUUGCAAUCAUGCUGUGAUGGAUGGGGCUUGACUGUAACACUAGGUGUGCCAAAGGUGAAGCCUGAGAUGUCAGCUCAUUAUGGACUAUUCCUGACAGGAAGAACUUUAAAAGGAUCUUUAUUUGGAGGAUGGAAACCUAAAACUGAUCUUCCUUCAUUAGUAGAGAAGUAUGUGAACAAGGAAAUCCAGAUUGAUGACUACAUAACACACAAUUUGUCAUUUGAUGAAAUUAACAAAGCUUUCAAUCUCAUGAAAGAAGGAAAGUGUCUUCGUUGUGUUAUCCACAUGUCAAGAUAAUUCCUUUGGCUUGUUUCUUUCAUGAAAGGGGAGAAUUCUUGAAGUAGCUAAUUAGCUUUAAACUUUGGGAUUGCUAUUUGCACCCCCACUAUUUUUUGGUGCUCCAUUCCCCUUGUUAUUUUUCCAAAAUAUUUGUCUCGGAAAUUAAGAGUGUGUUUGCGAAUUGGAUUA